AAAGAGAAUUUGGAAGGGAAGGACAGCCAAUUAAAUAACGAGGAUCUACAAACAUUUGCUUCAGUUUCAGAGGAUGAUACAGAAUCGAGAACGAAGAAGUUAAAGUUUGGGGCAGCAUCUCGGCCGCCAUAUACUCCACCACGCAAGCCCACCACUCCUCUGCCCUACUCCCGUCCCACCCAAAGGGCGGGCUACCCUGGGCGGUUCAAGGGCAGACAGUCAGCUGUAUACCGCAGCUCUUCUCUUUACCAGUCAUUGACUGAAGACCAGGAGCCAGUCACUGUCCAGUUCUUUGAACUGGAAGCUAGAGCACCAAAGUUAGAAUCUGCCAGUCUUGUUACAGAGGCUCCCUCUGUAGCCUCUACUUCAUCUUCAGAGGCGACUUCUCCAGCUACUUCCUCCACUGAACCAGCUUCUACAGAGUCUCCUCUGGACAACAAUACACCUGUAUUUAGUUCUUCAGCUGAAGCAAGAACUAUUGAUACACUUACAACCUCUAUAACAACAACAACAUCAACUGAAAUUCCAACUACCACAACUACUACAACAACUGAAUUACCUUCAACUACAACAACCAUGAAGCCCUCUACUACAACAACAACAAAGAAACCUACGACUACAACAAAGAAGCCCACAACUACAACAAAGAAACCAACAACAACAACAAAACCUACAACUACCACUAAGAAACCUACAACUACCACUAAGAAACCUACAACUACCACUAAGAAACCUACAACUACCACUAAGAAACCUACAACAACAACUAGGAAACCGACAACUACAACUACUACAACAUUAAAACCUACUACAAACUACCACUACCACCAUUACUCCAAAACCCACAACAACGACAACACCACCACUACUCCAAAACCCACAACGACAACCACUACUACAACUACUACCCCAAGACCAACAACCACUACAAAGAAACCUGUGACUACAACUAAAAAACCAACUACUACAUCGCAAAAGCCAACAACUACAACUAAGAAACCAGCAACUACUACGACCACAACUACCACCACAACCACAACUACCACCUCAACCACAACCACUACUACCACGCAAAAAACAACAACUUCAACUACUCAGCAGCCAACCACGAAAGUUGCAGAAGAAACCACUUUAAGGUCUCCUGAAACUGUCUCAUCUUCUAGUGACAUUUCUGCUGAUUUUGCUCUUCUUAACAGUUUGCUGCAGCUACAAAGUGACAACAGUGUUGCCAGCAACAGCAUAGCUCCAGUGGAGACCUCCUCCCCACUUCCUCCCACAGGUGCUGAGGACGAUGAAUUGGCCAAUCGGAUUAUUCAGCUGGCUAUUGAGCGUGCCCAGUCUACCACAGAAAGUUCCGCUUCAUCAGAAGGCUUCGACCUUCAACAGUUGUCAUCUAGCCCUGAACCGAGCUUCGAGCGAGAUGCCAAAAGUCUAGCACCUCCUCUUAUUGACUCCAUGAGCCUUGAAACAUCCUCCAAACCUGGUGGCAAGAUCUCUCUCUGGGUUGUGCCUGAAACUGAAACCGAACAAACAACAAGAGCGCAAAAGCUGACGCCAGAGGAGGAGCAGGUGCUGACGGCUCUCUUGGCUGCGCCGCAACCCACCUCCGGCAUCAGUGUGAGGGAUCAGCUCCUCUUGGCUGAGCUUCUGGCAGCAGGCAACAAUGGGGGAGCAUCGAUAUCGACAACUAAGAGACCUCGAAAGAAGAAGAAGAGACCCACAACUCCAGCCCCGCCUCCUCCUAUAUCUCCUUUGGCUGCUCUGUUUGGACAGGGAGGAAAGGGUGGGGUGGAGGUCUUAUUUGGUGCUGGAGGGGCAACGUUCCUGAGGCUGGCAGAAGGAGUAAAGUAUAAGUUGGGAAUCAUGACGACCAGUCUGGAGGACUACCCAGAGGCCUCAGGGUGGGCUGCUGGUGAAUGCUGCUAUCCAAAUUAUCAUACCAGGGCAGUCUCCCAGUUUCCAUGGGUUUUGGUCCUGCAG
Messenger RNA from Homalodisca vitripennis (glassy-winged sharpshooter), 1980 nucleotides. Its product is annotated as cell wall protein DAN4-like. The transcript is spliced from 12 exons. The annotation marks the transcript as partial. The record is from RefSeq and is a predicted model, not a curated record. Lineage: Eukaryota; Metazoa; Arthropoda; Insecta; Hemiptera; Cicadellidae.